This is a messenger RNA of Mangifera indica (mango), 1961 nucleotides long. Its product is annotated as F-box protein FBW2-like. NCBI's taxonomy places the organism in Eukaryota, Viridiplantae, Streptophyta, Magnoliopsida, Sapindales, Anacardiaceae. The coding region runs from base 720 to 1706 and encodes 328 amino acids. The transcript is spliced from 3 exons. Gene Ontology annotation, molecular function: protein binding. The record is from RefSeq and is a predicted model, not a curated record.
AAACUGAUUAAAGAACAGAAACUGAAACGGGGAUGAUUAUCAUCUUUUGUUGUAAUCUUCUGGGUUUGAGAUUUAACUUCUAAACAAUAGUAGUUAUAGUACUAACUUCACUUCAACGUUUUGUACUUCAAGUAAUUUUUUUUCUUUUCUUUUACUACAUUUUCUUGGUACAAAUAUAAUUCCUGUCCAUUUCCUUAUAUAAUUGGAGGCUCUGGUAGAGUUCAAUUACUCUUUAAUUUGCAUGCAGUAACCUUCUUUAUGCUAAUAUUAUUCUGUCUUUAUGCUUGUUAGCCGGAAUCUUGAUCGAUUUAUUAUACUAUGUUUUGCUCUCCCACUUCGACAAAGUUUCUUGUUUUUUUAUUGGAUUUUUUUAGUUGCUUCUCAUGCGUGAUAAUUUUCCGCAAUUUGCUUAGUGGGUUUGAUUAGAUCUAUGAAGCUGGUUUAUUUGUGUCUUUUAUGCGUUAAUUUUUGUGUUCAUUGUCAGUAUUUUUUGUUCAGAUAAUUUGGUCCUCUGAUUUUUCUUUUGAGAUUCUCUGAAUUUGGCCCUUGCUUUAUAUUAUCGAAGAUAUUUUUUUUUUUCAUUCCUUUAAAUUUAUCAUUUCCUUUUCAUAUCUACUGAAUUACCCUUUUUAGAAAGUUCUAAAUGCAUCAUUUCUUGUUCUUCAAUCGAUUGUAUUAUGCGUUAUUGACAAGCGAACGGUAGUUUUUCACCUUUGAUUAUGCAAUUUAGGAUGGAAGGCGAAAGUGAUUUUCGAAAUUGGGAUGAGCUAAUACCAGAUGCUCUUGGACUAAUCUUUAAACACCUAUCACUCCAGGAGGUACUAACAGUAAUCCCUCGGGUUUGCAAAUCAUGGGGAAAAGCAGUAUCAGGACCAUAUUGUUGGCAAGAGAUUGAUAUUGAAGAAUGGAGCAAUCGGUGCCAGCCUGACCAUAUUGAUCGGAUGCUUCAAAUGUUGAUCACAAGAAGUUCUGGAUCUCUCCGCAAGCUCUGUGUUUCUGGCCUGCAAAAUGACAUUAUGUUUGCCUUUAUUGCAGAAAAUGCUGGUUCCCUUCAUACAUUGCGCCUACCAAGAAGUGAGAUGAGUGAUUCUGUUGCUGAACAGAUUGCUGGAAGGCUUUCAGCCAUCACUUUUCUGGAUUUGAGCUACUGCAACAAAAUUGGUGCUCAUGCUUUAGAGGCCAUAGGAAAGAACUGUAAAUUGCUGGUGGGCUUGUGCCGGAACAUGCACCCAUUAGUGACAGGAAAGCUCACGCAAGAUGAUGAGGCUAAUGCCAUUUCUGCAACAAUGCCUAAGCUUAGGCGUCUUGAGAUGGCUUACCACGAUCUUAGCACUGAAAGUGUUGUAAAUAUCCUUUGUAGCUGCUCUCAGCUAGAAUUUUUAGAUUUGAGAGGGUGUUGGGGUGUCAAACUUGAUGACAAGUUCAUCAAAGGGAAGUUCCCAAACUUGAAGAUUUUGGGACCCAUUAUCAAGGAUUGCUAUGAGAUCAAUGAUUGGGAUGAUUGUUCUGAUUACACAGAUAGUUCUGAGUACUUGGCCUGGGAAUUCCUAGCUGGUGGAAUGGGUGAUUACGAUGAUGACGACGACGACGAUGAAAUCUACAACGGAAUGUGGGAUGAUGAAGGAAGGCUGGAGGAGCUUGAGCUAAGAUUCUAUGAUGGAAUUGUUGAAGAUGCAGGAGUCUAUGGCUGGCCUCCAUCACCUUAGGUUCUGUGUUUCUUCCCUGUUGUUUAUCUUGGAACUACUACUAUAUGCUCUAAAUGUAGUGUAUGUUUCAAUAGGAAUGAACUUAUUGUGGAUUGUAUCUCUUCUUUUAUGCCUAAUAUAAGUUCCAAGUGAAGGGUUCCUUGUAUAGAGUCUGCAUUGUCCUGAGUGUAUUUUUGUUGAUGAUUAACAAGUACAAUAUUACAUGUGUACAUUUUUUAGUACAUAAUUAGGUAUACAAAUAAUGUGUUUUCAUGC